This is a messenger RNA of Amphibalanus amphitrite, 3861 nucleotides long. It is a transcript of the gene Atg17, whose product is annotated as RB1-inducible coiled-coil protein 1-like. The record is from RefSeq and is a predicted model, not a curated record. Gene Ontology annotation, cellular component: extrinsic component of membrane; Atg1/ULK1 kinase complex; phagophore assembly site membrane. The transcript has 12 exons. The coding region runs from base 142 to 3459 and encodes 1105 amino acids. Gene Ontology annotation, biological process: autophagosome assembly; glycophagy; piecemeal microautophagy of the nucleus. Gene Ontology annotation, molecular function: molecular adaptor activity; protein kinase binding. Lineage: Eukaryota; Metazoa; Arthropoda; Thecostraca; Balanomorpha; Balanidae.
ACGUCAGUGGCCGGCCCGAGUUGGCGCCGCACUCCGCGCUAACGUGCGCGGCGGCAGACAGUGCGGCGACUCGGCACGGGCCGCGGCGGUACUGUGUGAGACAGCGCGAUACGCGGUGCGCCGAGAUACCGCGCCGCCGAGAUGUUUGUCGUGUCGGCUUUGUUCGGACGCAAGUCCGCCGUCCGCCGUCCGCAGGAGCAGACAGCGCCGGACAGCCACCGUGUCACCAGGAGGGCAAUUUUUCCAGAAGACACUUUCUCAUCAGACGUGAUGUUGUAUGUUUUCCUGGUAAACACAGGUCAUACGCUGACAUUUGAUAUGCAGCUGGCCAUGCAAACUGUGGCUGUGCUCAAGAGCAAAAUUGCUGAAAGCAGCAGGAUCCCUCCAGAUAAACAGGUGCUGCUGAUUAGUGGAGGAGAGUGGCUGGACAGCGAAGCACGUGUCGGCAGCUACUCUGCGGGCACAGACACCAGCCCCAUCUUCCUGUUCUCCAAGCAGGGCGAGCCGCCACAACUGAUGCCUCCCACUGACACGAUGCAGACCAGCGAUGAGAUUGAGGACCAGGUGGCCGGGUCUCUGACGCUGCCUCCCAGCUACUCCACCGUCGUAUCACGCUCACAGCUGGCCCAGCAGAUCUUCGAACAGGGAAAAGAACAGGUGCGGCAGUGUGACCAGCUGAUCCAUGAGCAGCACAUGCAGCAGCAGGGCUGGUCGGCUGUGGUGGCCAACACGGAUGAUACCUCACAGCAACUGGAGAACACGGGCGUGUCGUUCACGUCCCAGUUCGAGAAGUACCUCACCGAGCGGCCGGCGCACUACGAGCUGGUGGCGGCGUUUGAGUCAGACCUCCAGCUGCUGGCGCGCAUCCCUAUGCUGGCAGAGCUGGGUGGCUCGCUGAGCAGCGGUCCGAUCCCCGAGGGAACGUCACUGCUGGACUGGAUCAGCACUCACGAUACCGGGCGGCUAGAGGAUGUGUGCGAGGGCGCCGAGACGGGUCUGGAGCAGCUGAACCCGGACCUGCUGCAGAAGAUGACUACCGAGCUGCGCCAGCUGCUCGACCCGGCCGUCAACGCCGAGAUGACAGAGAUCCGCGGCCUCGAGGAGCGCCUGAUGCGGCUCGACGAGCUGCGCCACCGCGCCCAGACCACCGUCUCCGAACAGAAGGAGCUGGCCAAGGCGUUCAUCCAGAACCAGGCGCGCGCCAGCUGCGUCAACGACCCGUCCGUGCUGCCCGACCUGUGCGCCUCGCACUGCACGCAGCUGCAGGUAAUGCUGGAAAAACACAAGGUGCUGGUGGACGCGCGGCGUCGCUGCGCCAAGGCGAAGGAGGAGCUCUCGAGCAACAUCCACGCCCGGCUGGCCUGGGUCAUCAGCGUGCAGCGGCGCAUGAACGAGCUGACCGGCACCCUUCUGCUCAACUCGGAGCGGCUCAAAAAGCUCAGAGAACAGCUGGCUAUCCUGGCGACGCUGCACCAGGCGCCCACCUUGUACCUGACGGCCGUGGCUGAGGUGGUGCGCCGGCGCCAGUUCACGGGCCGGUUCCUGGAGUGGGCCGGCACCAUCGCCGGUCACGCGGCCGCCGUGCACACGGCAGAGACCGCCGCGCGCGCCCGCUUCACCGCCACAUUCCGGUCGCACUUUUUCCGCUCGGUAUUCCCGGGCCUGGAGCAGGUGCCGCCGCCGUUCGCUGCCGUCUGUCCGGCCGACUACGACGCCCGGCUGCCGGUACUGGGUGAUCAACAUGUUCAGCGGCUCCGGGAGGCGGUGCCGGAGCUGGCGCACCUGCUGGACGUGCCGGAGGAGCGGCCGCCGCUGCCGCUGCCCGGAGCGGCUGGCAGCGCGCCGCCGCACCACGGGCCCGCCGUGCAGGAACUCAGGGACGGCCUGCGCGCCGUGGCCAAGGCUGUGAAUGAGGAGGUGGUGCAGUUCGGGGACGCGCUGGGUGACGCGGGGAACCGGCUGGCGCGCGCAGUGGCGGCGGUGACGGCGGCGGAGAGACAGAGAGCUGAGGAGCUGAGGCAGAGGGUACAGUCCCUGGAGGAGCAGCUGGCGGCGCAGAUAUCCGAGCGGGAGGCAGAACAGGCGGCGGCCGGCGCGGCGCACGAACAGACAGUGCGCCAGCUCACCCUGGAGCAAACCGUCGAGCUGGAGCGCGCCGAGGAGCGCGUCUCCCGCCUGGAGCAGGAGCUCGAGGAGCAGCGGGUGACGGCCGGCCGGCUGCGCGCCCAGCUGGAUGCCGGGUCCGACCGAGAGCGUAUCGUGGCCAUCCUGGAGGCGAGCUUCCAGGAGCGCGAGCGGAAGGCGGUGGAAGCGUGUGCCGACCGGCUGCGGGCCGAACAGGAGGCCGAGCGGCGAGCCGCCAAGGAGGCGCACGACGCUCAGCUGCAGAGGCACACGGACGAGCAGCGCACCAAACUCAUACUCGAGUGGAAGGAGGUAAGCGAGAAGCAGAAGCGCGAGAUCGAGGAGCGGGCGGCGCGCCACGUGGCCGACCUGCAGGCGGAGCAGGCGCGCCAGGCCGAGCGGCAGGCAGCGCAGGCGGUCGCUGAGAAACAGGCGGCCGUGCAGGCGGUCACCGAGCGACUGAGGGCCGAGCACAGGGCCGAGGUGCAGGCGCUCCGAUCCCGGUUCCGUAUGAUGACAUCCAACCUGGGCUCCCCGUCGGACGGCAGCUCGGAGAACCUGCCGGUGGGCUCCCCGCCAUCAGAGGGCGGCGCUCGGCAGCGCACCGACUCGGGCCGCCGGCUGCCGACGCUGGCCGAGCGCGACUCGCUGCUGGAGCAGCUGCGCGGCGCGCGCAGGGACGUGCUGAGCGCAGCGCGCGCGCACCCCUCGGCCGAGCUGCAGCGCGCCGCCGAGCGACUGGCGGACGGCGAGACGCGCCUACUGCAGGCCGAGACGGCCGCGCUGGCGGAGCCGGCCGGCGGCUCCGAGCCCGGCCUGGACGCGCAGAGCGUGCGCAGGCUGCAGCGCGACAAUGAGCGGCUGCGCAUGCAGCUGUCGCGCAGCACCAGCGGCCUGCUGGAGCGCGGCCAGGUGUCCAUCAUGAGCUGCAACGACGGAGACCUGGUGCUGAUCGUCUGGGACGGCGACCGCAUGCACUACCGCGUCUACCAGGAGGCCUCCUUCCUCUUCUUCGUGCACGCCGACUGUUUGGAGGCGCUGGGCCUGCAGCAGCAGUCGCAGCAGCAGCAGCAGCGCCGGCAGUAUGCAGUCGCAGAGGUCGUCAGCCACGAGUUCUGUCAGGCGCGCAAGGAGGGCAACCGGUACCGGGUGCCGCGCGGCACGCGAUUCUACAGGGUGCGAGUCAAGCCGUGGACUCGGCCGGCCUCCUCGGGCACUGCCGCCGCCGCCGGUGCCGGCAGCAGCAGCAGCGCUGUCUCUGAGCUGUCCGCCUCCACCCGGCGGCUGUCGCUCCGGUCAGCCGAGUCUGUGGAGUCACAUGAGGCCGCCUCGUAGGGAGCGGCGGCGCGGUGCAAAUGAUUCGGGUAUGAUAGAGCUUUCCGUGAGACUGGAGGUGUCUGCGCCGAGACUACAGCGUGUGCUGUGUAUUCCGUCAGACUGGCGACGUAUGCGCGUGAAUUCUAUAUGCACAAUAUCCGCCGAGGUUGACCUCGGCCAUUUCCAGUGUUCGUUUUUACUAACCGACUGCGGUGCGGGUGAGACUGCCGCUGAUUGUGUAUUCACCAGUAUUGUGCUUUAUCGGUGACUUUGCCCGCCAAUGUGCGUAUUUAACCUAUGGUGGGGCGUCGGGUGACCAUUUGGGUGGCUGGCCAUUUAUUGUGCUUGUGCUUUGGCCGCUCACCAUCCAUGUAUGAAUUGAAUCACGAGCGAAAUAAAUACAUUGUACACCAAGUGCGA